Psammomys obesus (fat sand rat) is the source of this 2088-nucleotide messenger RNA. It is a transcript of the gene Slc44a5, whose product is annotated as solute carrier family 44 member 5. Gene Ontology annotation, molecular function: transmembrane transporter activity. The coding region runs from base 1 to 2088 and encodes 695 amino acids. Gene Ontology annotation, cellular component: membrane. Gene Ontology annotation, biological process: transmembrane transport. NCBI's taxonomy places the organism in Eukaryota, Metazoa, Chordata, Mammalia, Rodentia, Muridae. The record is from RefSeq and is a predicted model, not a curated record. The transcript is spliced from 21 exons.
AUGUACGAUCCCGAUUUCCAGGGUCCCGUUGCCAAAAGGAGUUGUACGGACGUUCUGUGCUGUAUGAUCUUCAUGCUGUUUGUUAUUGGUUACGUUCUGUUAGGACUCACAGCUUGGGCACAUGGUGACCCCAGGAGAGUGGCCUACCCAACAGACAGCAAGGGACAGUUUUGUGGUCAGAAGGGAACCCCCAAUGAGAACAAGACCAUUUUGUUUUACUUUAACCUACUCAGAUGCAGCAAUCCUUCCAUCAUGCUCACGCUACAGUGCCCCACCACACAGAUCUGUGUCUCCAGGUGCCCAGAGAGAUUCCUAACCUACCUGGAUAUGCAGUUUCUGAACAAAAAAGAUGAAAGAUACUGGGAAUACUACCGCCAGUUCUGCAAGACCACGGCCAGGUCUGAGGAGUCUCUGUCAGAUCUUCGGUCCUAUGGUGACUGUCCCUCAGCAGUCUACCCAAGCAGACCUCUCCUGCAGAGAUGUCUGCCUGACUUCUCAACCGUCAAUGGUUCCUUAACUAUAGGACAAAGGACAGAUUUCCAAGACGGAACGGGGAGUAGCCUAACUGUCAUAGACCUAAGCAAAGUUGCAAGUGACAUCAGUAAGAUCCUCGAUGCCAGGGUGAUCGGGCUGAAGGUAUUUGAAGACUAUGUGACCACAUGGAAAUGGAUUCUCCUUGGUCUGACUAUCGCCAUGGCACUGAGCUGGAUUUUUUUGAUACUCCUGAGGUUCACAGCUGGAUUCAUCUUCUGGGUCUUCAUGUUUGGUGUGCUUGGAAUUAUAGGAUAUGGCAUAUGGUACUGUUUUCUGGAAUACAACAGCCUUCAGUGGAAGCCACAGUCAACCAUCAUGUUAUAUGAACUCGGGAUUCAGACCAGCAUAAGCCUGUUCUUUCACUGGAAGCAGACCUGGUUCUCAAUGAUGAUCAUCUUAUCCGUCAUCGAAGCCAUCAUCAUCAUCGUGGUAAUCUUCCUCCGGAGGCGGAUCCACUUGGCCAUCAUCCUGCUGAAGGAAGGAAGCAAGGCCAUUGGCUACAUCCCAAGCACGCUAGUCUACCCAUUUUUAACUUUCGUCUUGCUGUCCAUCUGCAUUUCCUACUGGGCUGUGACAGCUGUCUUCUUGGCUACUUCAGGGGUACCAACAUACAAAGUUAUGGUCCCAGAGGGGCAGUGUAUGCAUGAAAAUGAAACUUGUGACCCAGAGGUUUUCCCCAGAACGAACAUUCCCAAAGUGUGCCCUGGGGCAUCAUGUAACUUCGCUUUCUAUGACAGAGAGAGUAUGUACAAUGAUUACAUCAUGACCUUCCAGAUCUACAACUUCUUUGCCUUCCUCUGGCUUAUAAAUUUUGUCAUUGCGCUGGGUCAGUGUGCCCUGGCUGGUGCCUUUGCUUCAUACUACUGGGCCAUGAGAAAACCUGAGGACAUCCCGAAGUACCCACUCUUCACCGCCUUUGGUCGAGCAGUGCGGUACCACACAGGUUCUCUAGCCUUUGGAUCUUUGAUUCUUGCAUCCAUUCAGAUGUUUAAAGUGAUCUCACAAUACCUGGACAGGCGACUUCAAAAGGCUCAGAACAGCGUGGCCAGGUUUCUGCGGCACUGCCUGCAGUGCUGCUUCUGGUGUUGGGAGAAGAUGGUGAAGUUUUUAAACAGAAAUGCCUAUAUCAUGAUUGCAUUAUAUGGCAAAAACUUCUGUGCGUCAACAAGAGAUGCUUUCAAUCUGCUCAUGAGAAACAUUUUGAAAGUCGCAGUUACGGAUGAAAUCAUACACUUUGUCUUACUCCUGGGAAAAGUUCUCGUUUCCGGGAUUGUAGGCAUCUUGGCCUUCCUACUCUUCACAGAAAGACUGCAACAAAUUGUAGAGGGACCAACAACCUUAAAUUACUACUGGGUCCCUUUCCUGACUGUUCUGCUUGGAUCUUAUCUGGUUGCUCAUGCGUUCUUCAGUGUCUAUUCAAUGUGUGUUGAAACCAUUUUCAUCUGCUUCUUGGAAGACGAGGAAAGAAAUGAAGGCUCUGCUUCAAGACCCUAUUUUAUGACUCCAACUCUAAGGAACAUUUUGGUAAAGCCGCAGUGGAGUGAGAAGCAGUAG